UGUUUUUGUUGCUCUGCUCCCUCUGUGUUUCCCAGCAGGGUGUGAGUGACUCUGCACAGUGUCCCAUGGCUGUGCAGGAGCUGGGCAUCAGCCUGUCCAUGAUAGGUGUCGCCGGGACCAUCCUGAUCUGCGCUCUGCCCAUGUGGAAGGUGACAGCAUUCAUCGGCACCCACCUGGUGGUCAUGCAGGUGUUUUGGGAGGGUCUGUGGAUGACCUGUGUCAGUGAGUACACAGGUCAGCUGCAGUGUAAGCUCUAUGAUGCCCUGCUGGACCUGUCACCAGACCUCCAGGCGGCCCGUGGUCUCAUCUGCAUCAGCCUGUUUCUGGGAUGUUUGGGAUUCCUCAUCUUCCUCCUGGGAGCACGCUGCACCAACUGCCUGAGCCACCCGAGGAUCAAGGCUCGGGUGGUGCUGAGCUCUGGGGCCAUCUUCUGUUUGGCAGCCCUCACCACCAUAGUUGCUGUUUCCUGGACAGCCAAUUCCAUCAUCCAUGACUUUCACAACCCACGCGUCCCCGAGGUGCUGAAGAGGGAGCUUGGAGCAGCCAUAUAUAUUGGCUUUGUGACAUCUGGUCUGCUGUUCCUUGGAGGAGCCAUUCUGUGCACAAGCUGCCCACCACAGAAAGCCAGGUUCCCCUCCACCGGGUACACACUGGCCAGGACACCCACACACAGCAGCUACGCCAUCAAGAACUAUGCAGUCGGGCCUACAGUAAAGAGGAAGAGCAGGCAGGCCGUGGUCAUGGAGCAGCAGCUGGAGCUCGCUGCCCUCGGUCUGGCCUUCACCGGGUGGCUUUGUGCCAUUCUGACUCGCUGCCUGGCUCUGUGGACGGUGAGCGGCACCGUGGACAACACCACCGCUACUCUGCCAGCCUACUGGGAUGGGGUGUGGUUGCAAUGGGAUCACUGGGACUUGGCCCAAGAUGGCAGCCUGCACUGCUCCUUCUACCAGUCUCUCAUGUCUCUGUCUGGAAGUUUUCGGACGUGGAGAGCCCUCAUCAUGGCGGCCAUUGGAGCCGGGGCUUUUGCUGUGGUGAUUGGAGCAGCGGGGUUAGUGUGGUUCCCCAAGCGUGGCCAGAUCAAAGUGUUUUCUGGUGCUCUCUUUGUUUUGUCUGGAAUCCUGCUGCUAGUUCCCACAGCCUGGACGUGCCAUCACACCAGUCAGCCACUGGAGGGUGCUACACUGCUGAGGAGAGACUGGGGACCUGCACUAUACCUCGGAUGGAUCUCCUUUGCUAUGAUGGUGAUCGGAGGGGUGUUUCUCACCACCAGGUGCCCCACCACUGAGGGGCAGGUGCAGCCACCUGAGCAAAGCAGGUAUCCAAACCUGGAGGAGGGGGAGGCUAACCACCCACUGAGCCGAAUCAACAGGGCUGCGUUCACAAGCAGCCAGUAUGAACGCAGAUCAGAGCCCAUCUGAGGGAACUGUGGUGUAAUAUUUAACUGAGUGAUUAAACUGGAAAAUCAACAUGUGAAUAGGCUGUGGACAGACUUAACAGCAGAGGAAGAACUCUAGCUGCACAUGUUGAGUAACGAUGCACUGUAGUAGAAGCACAGCCAUGUGUCAUGUCUUAGAUUUAUUAGCCAGGAUGUGGGUAGGACUUUGAAUUUGCAUCUUGUUUUGCAUCCAUUUCUAUUAAAGUUAACACACAGUUUACACAGUUUAGUAUCAUUUUACAUGCAGGCCUCAUUUCUACAGUUAAAUACCACUGUAAAAUUGUAGUUGUGUCUGUUUGCUUGACUUGAGGCCAUUAUUGGUACUAGCAUUAUGAAAUCACAGCCCUCUGAUACUUCUAAUUCACUGUAAUGCCUUAAACAUGAAAGUGUUAACAUUGAUGUUAAAACUUAACCCUGUACUGCACAGGUACAUUGCCCUACAUUAGAGUAAUGCCUUUUCAUAUUUGUUUUUUUGACAGAGGCAAAAAUGUUUACAUGUGAGAUGAACUCUUCUGCACAAAAGGACACUGUGGAAUAAAUUUCAUUACAAAUGAAA
Epinephelus fuscoguttatus (brown-marbled grouper) is the source of this 1991-nucleotide messenger RNA. RefSeq lists its product as uncharacterized. The record is from RefSeq and is a predicted model, not a curated record. Gene Ontology annotation, biological process: bicellular tight junction assembly; cell adhesion. Gene Ontology annotation, molecular function: structural molecule activity. Gene Ontology annotation, cellular component: bicellular tight junction; plasma membrane. Lineage: Eukaryota; Metazoa; Chordata; Actinopteri; Perciformes; Serranidae. Bases 66 to 1418 code for a protein of 450 amino acids. The transcript has 2 exons.